This is a messenger RNA of Neltuma alba, 1308 nucleotides long. Its product is annotated as transcription initiation factor TFIID subunit 12-like. The record is from RefSeq and is a predicted model, not a curated record. Gene Ontology annotation, biological process: RNA polymerase II preinitiation complex assembly; DNA-templated transcription initiation. The coding region runs from base 1 to 1293 and encodes 430 amino acids. Gene Ontology annotation, molecular function: DNA binding; TBP-class protein binding; protein heterodimerization activity. The transcript is spliced from 4 exons. NCBI's taxonomy places the organism in Eukaryota, Viridiplantae, Streptophyta, Magnoliopsida, Fabales, Fabaceae. Gene Ontology annotation, cellular component: SAGA complex; transcription factor TFIID complex.
AUGGAGCCGCAAGCUCCCGCCACCGGUGCCUCCGCUUCUUCCCAGCCUUCUGAGCCCUCACAGUCUCACCCAUCGCAGCCUCCCGCGACUUCUCUCCCUCCCAAUUCCUCAUCAGCCCCUUCACUCUCUGCUCCGCUGCAUUCUUCCCCAAACCCUAAUCCUGUCCCGAACCAACCCCCUAACACAACCUCCAAAGCGCCUUCUCCUUCCCCUCUUCCGUCUACAUCGGCACCCCCACAAUCUCGCCCUCCCACCGCAUUCAACAGAAAUUUACCGCAGCAACCACAGCAGCAGCAUUAUCCGCACUUCUCUUCGACUCUCUCUUCACUUCCUCCUGCAUCUUCUGCUCCGGUUGGUUCUGGGUCUUCUUAUUCGUCUGCUGGUUCACCGUCGAUUUCCGGGCCUUCUGCACCAAGGGGCGGCAUGGCGAUCGGUGUUCCCGCCCACCACCAGAAUCCGUCUCCUCCGUUUUCAUCCUCUUUCGGGCAGCAUUUUGGAGGGUUGGGACGAACUGGAGUCAACAUCACUGACUCGACCCCUAAUUCUACCGCUGCUCCGGUCAGAGCGCCCACGCAAGGAAUGGGCAUGCUAGGAUCUCUCGGUUCAAGUUCUCAAAUGCGACCAGGUGGAAUGCCUACACAUCAACACCGACCCAUCCAAUCAUCUCUUAGAGCACCAUCUGCCCAAAGUAAUCAGUCCACUGGUUCACAAAGUUUCCAAGGUCCUGGACUCAUGAGAGCCUCAUCGGUGGGAUCACCUGCUUCACCAUCUGUAAGUGCAUCACAAGGCAUGCAGUCACUUAAUCAGCCUUGGCUGUCUUCUGGAACACCAGGGAAGCCUCCUCUACCAUCUGCUUCUUAUAGGCAACACCCACCAUCCCUGCAGCAAAGGGCACACAUACCGGCCCAGCAGCACUCAACACCAACAGCAUCACAGCAACAGCAACACCAACCUUUGGCAUCAAACCAGUUGCAGGAUCAUUUGGGGCAGCAAGUUCCAUCUUCAAGGGCGCUUCAUAUGUCUCACCAGCAGCAGAAUACAAAAGUACAAGGACCUGGCAAUCAAAAGCCUACUACUCUUGCGUCAUCACAACCCAGUGCAGUUCAAGCAGGGAUUCAGAAUCGAACAUCUAAUGUAGAUGCUGAUGAAUCAUGUAAUAGAAUUCUGAGCAAAAGAACUAUUCAUGAGCUAGUCAGUCAGGUUGAUCCAUCAGAGAAGCUGGAUCCUGAAGUCGCAGACAUUCUUGUGGAUAUAGCAGAAAAUUUUUUAGAAUCUGUAAGCUUUUGGAUUUAGUUCGUGUUGGUUUAA